This is a messenger RNA of Chaetomium fimeti, 2066 nucleotides long. RefSeq lists its product as uncharacterized. The record is from RefSeq and is a predicted model, not a curated record. Lineage: Eukaryota; Fungi; Ascomycota; Sordariomycetes; Sordariales; Chaetomiaceae. Bases 202 to 1629 code for a protein of 475 amino acids. The transcript has a single exon.
CCUUAUUCGCGUACUCCUUUAGUUGCGUACUGGCCUUGAAAACCCAGUGACUACUCAGAAAGUGCAGGCGACGGCAGUUAUGGACGACCAACAAUAAUAACCAACAAUUCAUCACCACCAACCAACACGGCAUCCGUCGUAGUAUCUACCAAGAACAGUCCUAGAUACUUCUAGUCAACCACGGCAAACCUAGCCAACACCAUGUCUGACGACUCUACUACCGCGCCCGGCGAUACCACAACCCCAGGCGUUACCGCUCAGCCCGACGGAACCACUAUCCCUGGCGAGGCCACCCUCCUCUCCAUCCUAGCUAACGACAACCCCACGCCUGGCAAUACCACACAACCCGACGGGAGCAUUCAACCCAACAGAGCCACCCAGCCCGAUGAGACAGGCCUAACCGACGAGGCCAUUAUUCCCAACGAGACCGCCCUCCCCCAAGAGACCGCCCAACCCGACGAGGCGACCCCCACCGAGGAGACCACCAUGGCCGAGGAGGUUACCAUGCCCGGCAACACCACCGAGCCCCACGAACCCACCGUGGCCGACGAAGCCAUCAUGUCACGAGCAAGCGGCACGCCGGAAGAAUCCACCAUGCGCCACCAGACCGACACCACCGCCCUGGCCGAAGGGACCACCCUCCCCCAAGAGACCACCCCGACCGCCGACGGCACAUUCCCCCACUUCCAGCGCUUCCCCCCCGAGAUCCGCGCCAUGAUCUGGGAAGCCUGCCUGCCGCGGCGACUGAUCCCGCUCAGCACACUGGUCGUGGGGCACGACUACCGCAACACCAACACCAACACCAACACCAACACCAACACCAACACCAACACCAACACCAACACCAACACCAACACCAACACCGCCGGCACCAACACCACCGCAACCGACCGCCACGAGCCGGUCGUGACGAGCCGCGCCGUCGCGGUGCUGCUGAACAAGGUGCUCGCACGAGGUUGCCGGAUCGCGCAGGCGUGCCGGGAGUCGCGCGCGGUAGCGCUGCUGCUGCGCGAGCCGGUCGAGGCCCUGGGCCUGGCGUGGCUGGGCCGCGGCGGGUGGAUCGACCGCCGCACCGACACGCUGCUGCUCGACUGCGACGUGUUCCGCAUGCACCGCGACCUCUGGCUCGAGCUGCGCGCCAAGUUGGUCGCGGGGCCCGGGGUGGGUGCCCGUCGCGUGCGGAUUGCGCUGUGUGGGCACAUGAUCGGCUGGUAUAGGCCUGAGACGGCCUCCGAGGGGCCGGCGGCGGAAGCGGCGGCGCGCUGGCGGAUUUGCCAGAGGUCGUGGCCGGUGCUGAUGGGCCAUUGGUACCUGAACUCGAGGCAGGAUAUGGCGCAGAGGGGGGCAAUGUUUGGGCUUUUCGACGAGGAGCGCCAUGCGCUUCUUGAUGUGCGCGACGACGUGCGGGGGGAACAGCUACGGCGGCUUGAGGAGCUGCGGGUGCCGGGUUCGCCCCACGAAGGCGAUCGGCAGACUGUGGAUGAGACGUUUGCCCGUUGGAAGCAAGAGCUGGAUCGCCACCUGGUUCUGAGCCGGGCGCUGGGUUUUGAGGGGAUUGACGAGGAGUGGCGGCGGGAUGGGACAGGGCCGUACCCGGUGAUUCAGGUGAUGAGGGACGGGAUGCUGUGAGAUGGGUAUGGUGAGGUUGCGGGCAGAGAGUUGCCAUUGCAUGAGUUGGACCGGGGGUUGACACUAUCCGUAAUGAUAAUAUAAUAUACGAGAGCCUCCUCGUUUCCCCUCAGACUCGUUGAUAACAAAGUAAAAGAAUCAAGGAGAAGGAAUACAAGAAAUAUAUAACAAAGAAGAAAAGCUAUCCAGACUUCCUCCAUCCAAAUCCCAUGAUCUCGCUCACACAUCAGGUCUUAUUCGUCCGACGACAACCUUCACACAUCCGCAGCAUCGGCUUCCUCAUCCAAGAACCCCAACCCACUGUCAUACUUUCUCCUCUUCCCGGUCCUCCCAGACAGACUCGCCACAUCAUCCGAGUCACUCAACGACCUCCCAACCUUACUCUCACCCAGCGGCGCUACCACCUCACUUUCAUCCUCCCCACCCCCCCGGUUCCC